Aspergillus japonicus CBS 114.51 is the source of this 680-nucleotide messenger RNA. RefSeq lists its product as uncharacterized. Bases 203 to 634 code for a protein of 143 amino acids. NCBI's taxonomy places the organism in Eukaryota, Fungi, Ascomycota, Eurotiomycetes, Eurotiales, Aspergillaceae. The transcript has 3 exons. The record is from RefSeq and is a predicted model, not a curated record.
GCCUCAGUUCUAGCUAAAUCACGGAGCUCACCAUGUCGCAUAGACAUCAGAAGUCAGCGGAGGCUGGUCUGUAUAAAAUCUCUCACUUUCCUCCCUUGAAAGGAGGACAACAGACAACAGAAAGCAAUAAAGCGACCUCACUACCAAAAACGACCUUACCCAUUUAUAUAACUACCAGAACAUAAAACAAACGUCUUCCAACAUGACCGACUGGCUCAACAGUCUCUACCCCGUCUACGGCGACCACGAAAACGAGAAACCCAGCAACACCAUCCCCGUCGUCGACGACAAGAACGGCGACAUCAACGCGGGCUUCGGCGGAAAAUACGUCUGGCUGGUGGCCAACUACAUCCGGGACCCGCAGAACUGCCUUCACAACAUUAAGAUAGUGGUCUCGGACACGGAGAAGCCAGGACAGAUGGACCUAACCAAAGGGGCCGGGGGACAAUACCGCUACCUGGAGACCUCGACCGUGGCCGCGGAGGGCUUCGGGAUCUCGAACCUGAAGCUCCUGCGGAGCACGGAUGAGGUGAGCAGCACCGAUCUUCGAGGGUUGGGAUAUCGCGGGUGGACGGCCGAUAUUAAUGCAGGUCGGGGAGGGGAUUAUCUGUAUCUGGUCUGGAGGAAUGGUUGAGUCCUGGUGGCUUAUAGGAUUGAGGGUAUGGACUGUAGAUACCAAG